AUGCAAAGCCACAACAAACAACUAGAGGUUUCGAAAAGCAUAGACCAUCAACUUCAAAACCAGACUAAUAGCCGAGUGAAUGCACUUACCAAGGGCAGCACAAGCACUACCACACAUAACGCAAAACCUGGAGUUAACCCACACUAUGCUAAGAGCAAGGAAGCCACCAUAUCCGAGAUACUUAAACAGGGGUACAACAAUAUCCAGCAUUCGAAGAAAAGCUCUUCGUACCAACCCUCUCAUCUCAAGUAUCGUCUGGUUCUUCAUGUUGCCGAUUCGUCCUCAACCGUUAUUAAAGUGCUAUUGUUUGAUGGAAUAGCUAGGCAAUUGUUAAAUGCUUCCGCUGCUGAUUUGGCUGAAGAGAACGUCGAGAAACCUGAGGGUACAUUGCCUAAUGCUCUAAAGAAGCUUAUCGAUCAAAAGAUGCUGUUUAAGAUUGUUGUCGGCCUUGAUAAUUUGAAAAGUUCAUAUGCCCCUUACAAGGUGGAGAAAUUCUGUGAUCAAUCAAAGAUGGUCGAUAAGUUUGAGACUGUGACUGGAUUCAUUGACAUUGAUGGUGAUGGUGAGGUUGUUCCUGUGAAGUCUCGCAAACGUACUCUCUCAGAGCGUGGUGCUCCUACUGAUCCUACAGAUGUUUCGGAGUUUGCUCACUUGGCUGAUAAGACUCCCAAAGCAGUUUCCGGGUUUUGUUGCAGGUUUACGAGGCAUGAAUUCAUGAAUUCUGUUCUUAUAUUCCUCAAUCUAGUUGUUGGCUCUCUUUCUAUAAGACAUGUCGUGCAAGAAUAUCUCAUAACUGCUGCUGUAACAACCGGGACAUUGGUCAGAAAGGGUAUGACUGAGACUAAGGAAAAGGUGUCCGUUGGAAAGACCAAAGUGGAAGAGGUAUUUAGUAGACCAAUAGCUUCAUUCGAGAAGAAUGCUGCAAAAAAGACUGCACAAAAGAGCAAGACCCUUUUGACGGAUAUCGAAAGGUGGCAGAAGAAGCUUUCCAAUGUGAACUAUAAUACACUCGAGUUCAUAACAGCUUUAUUGCUUCGUGUGAGCCAAAAAUACCUACUUAACAAGAUGGAUUCUCAUAACCUAGAUAUGGAAAUGGCUAUGAUGAUCAUGUGGCGAGAAGAUAAGAGGCCCGAAUCUUACAGAGAAUACUGGAGACGACCAUCGAUGAGUCCUAAGAAAAGCAAUGACUGUUUUUGA
Messenger RNA from Arabis nemorensis, 1197 nucleotides. The record is from the annotation of a GenBank genome assembly. NCBI's taxonomy places the organism in Eukaryota, Viridiplantae, Streptophyta, Magnoliopsida, Brassicales, Brassicaceae.